AUGUGGCACCAGUGGCUGUUUCAGAAUGAGGGGUGGCAGCGCGUGGUGGCAAAGACCAAGCGGUCGCGCGCGUCCUUCUACACGACCGCGAUGCUGUGGAUGGGCCUCCCCGUCGCAGGUGCCAUGGCGAUGAUGCUGUACACCAACCCGGAGGUGUUCGUGGACGGCCAGGGCGACUCUACGCAGGACAAGUGGGCCAUGGAGAAGCAGCGGCGCAUCCAGAAGACCAUCGACGACACCCCAGGAUACGGAAACCGCUCGAUGUGGAACCAGGUGCAGCGAGACCGCCUCCAGGCUCUGCUGGACGACCUGAAAGACCCGGACUCGGAGUCGAGCAAGCAGCGGUACGUAGAGGCGAUCUCGGGCCGCAUCGACGAGCCGGAGAGCAUCAAGGCCCGCACCAUCGUGCGGCGAUGA
Messenger RNA from Pedinophyceae sp. YPF-701, 417 nucleotides. The record is from the annotation of a GenBank genome assembly. Lineage: Eukaryota; Viridiplantae; Chlorophyta; Pedinophyceae.